Messenger RNA from Candida tropicalis MYA-3404, 339 nucleotides. RefSeq names its product DNA-directed RNA polymerase II core subunit. Gene Ontology annotation, biological process: DNA-templated transcription; maintenance of transcriptional fidelity during transcription elongation by RNA polymerase II; transcription-coupled nucleotide-excision repair. NCBI's taxonomy places the organism in Eukaryota, Fungi, Ascomycota, Pichiomycetes, Serinales, Debaryomycetaceae. The coding region runs from base 1 to 339 and encodes 112 amino acids. The transcript has a single exon. The record is from RefSeq and is a predicted model, not a curated record. Gene Ontology annotation, cellular component: RNA polymerase II, core complex. Gene Ontology annotation, molecular function: zinc ion binding; nucleic acid binding; DNA-directed RNA polymerase activity.
AUGGCAUCAUUUAGAUUUUGCGCAGAAUGUAAUAAUAUGUUAUAUCCAAAAGAGGAUAAAGAAGGUCAAAGGUUAUUAUACGCAUGUCGUAAUUGUGGAUAUACAGAAUUGGCAGAAAAUCCAAAAGUUUAUCGUCAUGAAUUAAUUACUAAUAUUGGUGCUACUGCAGGUGUGGUUCAAGAUAUUGGUAAUGAUCCAACUUUACCUAGAUCAAAUAAAGAAUGUCCUGAAUGUGGGAAUCAUGAAUGUGUGUUUUUCCAAAGUCAACAAAGAAGAAAAGAUACUAGUAUGAUUUUGUUUUUUGUUUGUUUGGAUUGUAAACAUGUCUUCCAAGCUUAA